UCCCGGCCAGCCCCCCGCCGGGACCCGCACCGCCCGUGCCCGCCGCUCCUGCCCCGCGGGGCUCGGGCGGCCGGGAACCUGCCAAGGGUCGUUCCCCGCUCUCCCGUGCCGAGCCGAGCCGUGCCCGCCUCCCCCACUUCCUGCUGCAGAGCCGGUCCUGCCGCUCACCUGGGAGAGGCAGGAAGGGCGUCGGGAAAGGAGGGAGCGGAGCCGGGCUGAGGAAGGAGAGGCAGCCCCCCCAGCCCCUGCCUGGCCUCAGCCUCCCAGCAGUUUGGAGAAUCCCAGGCUUGCAGCAAGGCAGCUGACUCUCGUUUCCAGUGCGACUCCAGAACUUGGAGAUGGCCUCCAUCUCAGGCAGUUUUGAGGGCCGAAGCAUACCAGUCGAGGUGGAUGAAUCCAUGCCGUGGUCCCCAUUUCCUGAGCAUGUCUUGGAAAAGGCCUCACAGCCUUCUGGAGAGGAUAGAGAGGAUGAGGAGUCCCAGAGACCGCAUAUCACUCGAAUGUCUCAGCCUGUGGACAAUGCAUCAUGCCUCUGCAGAGCACCAGCAGGUCAUCAGCCAGCCCUGUCUAUGGAGCCAGGCAGCAGCUUGUGGGCAAAAUACACCAGUCCUGAUGGCCAUGGACACUUCUGUUCCCCUGGUGAAUCAAUGACUGGAGCACUUCCCUCCGAGGUGCAUCUUGUAGCUGUGGACAAACCAGGCAUGCAGCCAAGAUCACAGCUUUCAGCUGACACUGGGCACAACUCCAGGAAACCAGAGCAGAGCUUGUCUAACACUCCCAAGGACUCCCUGGAGGAGAGCAGCCAAGGGAGUUCACAGUCAAUGCUACCCUUAGAAAACAGACCCCCAGCAGAGCUGAGGACUGUGGACACCACAGGCUCCAGCUCCCAGUCACAAGACGUCAUGGGCAUCAGGCACCUGGAGCCCCCCUUACCUCUGGUGUCAGUGCUGAACCCCCAGGACCUGCCAGGACCGCUGAUUUCCCGGGAGUUUUUGGGACCUGAGCGUCAGCAGUGCCCCAUGUGCCAGCACUUGUGCCACCCCAACACCUCCUCGCCAGCCCACGGCUGCUUUGGGCACUGCUGCCCUGCAGAGCAGCUCCCCCAGGGCCCAUAUGGCAGAGCCCCGGGCCAGCCCUGCGCACACACCCCGCAGCCCCUUCCUCCUGUGCCUGCACCUUGCAAGAGAGUGAUCCUCCCAGCCCAGCACCUCAUCCCCAACUACUCAAACCUGCGUGCUCCCAAGGGCGCUGGAGACCGACCUCCCCAGAGGACAUGCUCCUCCCCUGCUCCUCGGUUCCUAAACCAGCUGUACAACCAGCUCCCUAACGGGCAGCUGCCCCCCAAGGCAUGUGGCCCAGAGGAAGGUUGCUGCUGCCCUUCUGACAAUUUUCCAUCUCCAGCUGCUGUCCCCAGACCUCCCAGCAGCCCUGCAGCCAGGGGCACGCUGAGAACCAGCAAUCUGCCUGAGGAGUUGAGGAAGGUCUUUAUAACCUAUUCGGUUGACACAGCAGUGGAGGUUAUGAAAUUUGUGAACUUCCUGCUAGUAAAUGGAUUUCAGACUGCUAUUGAUAUAUUUGAGGACACGGUGCGAGGCAUCGACAUCAUUAAGUGGAUGGAGCGCUACCUGGGUGAUAAGACAGUGAUGAUAAUCAUAGCAAUCAGUCCAAAAUACAAACAGGAUGUGGAAGGGGCUGAGUCCCAGCUGGACAGGGAUGAACACGGCUUACAUACUAAAUACAUCCACAGGAUGAUGCAGAUCGAGUUUAUACAACAAGGAAGCAUGAACUUCAGAUUUAUCCCUGUGCUUUUCCCAAAUGCCAAAAAGGAGCACGUGCCUACCUGGCUGCAGAACACCCACAUCUACAACUGGCCGAAGAAUAAGAAGAACAUCCUGCUGCGGCUGCUGAGGGAGGAGGAGUAUGUUGCUCCUCCCAUAGGCCCUUUACCCACCCUGCAGGUUGUGCCCCUAUGAACCUGAAGGUGCAGGAGGAGCAGCUGCCGCAGGGCAGGGAACCAACACACUCCAGGUGGCUCUUCCUGACUACAGGAGACACUUUCUGCUACAGGACUUGGUUGUCUUGGGCAACUCAGGCUCAGCUUCUUCCCUACCAUGUUGAACAUCUGUUCCUGAAGCUGAUGGGGCAGAACUCUUGUUUUCUAGAUUUCCAAGUGGAAAGAGUGCCCAGUUUUACUAUAACAUCUGUUAUUCACAUAUUCCCUUGUUAGUUCAUAGAGCAAACAAAUACCAGAAAUAGUGAUGCAAUAAGUGUAAAAUAAAAAUGACAUCCUCCUUUUUGCUCAGGGUUUCUUUAAAGAUCCUCCUGCCUUGUAGAGCAUUAUGGACCAGUUGAUUUGUAUAUACACUAUUAAAUAUCUUUGCCUUUUGGAAGGGAACCUUAA
This is a messenger RNA of Apus apus (common swift), 2401 nucleotides long. RefSeq names its product TRAF3 interacting protein 2 (gene TRAF3IP2). Gene Ontology annotation, biological process: humoral immune response; positive regulation of canonical NF-kappaB signal transduction. NCBI's taxonomy places the organism in Eukaryota, Metazoa, Chordata, Aves, Apodiformes, Apodidae. The transcript has 10 exons. Bases 339 to 1973 code for a protein of 544 amino acids. The record is from RefSeq and is a predicted model, not a curated record.